UACUUUCAGGUAAUGGAAAAUGAUCGCGACCGCUUGAUGACUUUCUUCCUGCGCUGGGUCAGCCUGAGCUUCCAAAAAUAAAAUAAGUGUGACCUAGGCUGACCACGAAGAACGGAAAAGAGAGAGAGCUGCACUUCCGAACCGCAGAGACCCGGCGCCAGGCAGGGCGACGCUCCCACCCGCUCCGGGCUAGACCGUCCACGCGGAGCAGAGGCGGGGACUCCCUCCACCCGGCACCCUGCCUUUUUCUCACCCUGGGGGUCUCCUGCCCCCGAGGCGAGCAACCCGUGUCCCCCAGUCCCACCAGCGCCCCGCCUAGGGACAGCCUCUCUCCGGACUUUGCCUUCCACCAAGAGGAGGAACAGUCCAACUUCCGAGCAAUCGGCGGGAGAAAAAAAGAGGAGAAUUCGGAGCCAAAUUCCCCGCUGAUGAACACUCUGGGGUUCGCGGCUGGAGACGACCCCCCUUCUAGAAGCACACGCGGAGUAUUUCCUCUUUUUUCUCAAUGAACAAGAGGCCGAAGCGCCAACGGCAAGUCCCUUUUCCUGGCAGAUGAGCGAAUGGGAAAAGAAAACGGCCUUACGAAGAACCUAAAGCCAGAUCGCCAAGUGGUGCGGCCGCAGCCGCGUCGUAGCGGAGGCUGCGCGGGGGCGCGGGCCGGGCCGAGCCGGGCCGGGCGGGCGCGGGGGCCUGGGCACUGCGCGCUCCGCCGGCCCCUCUCCUCCGCUAGCGCUGCGGCGCGCAGCUCUCAGCGGUGCAGACUGGGCGUUGUGGAGGCGAGGCAGCGAGGCCGAGGCGGGGGCGGUGGGUGCGGAGGAGGAGGAGGAAGAGGAGGAGGAGGAGGAGGAGGAGGAGGGGGGUCUGGGGCCCGCCCGGGGGGGGCUCGCCGUUGGCCUGCGCCCUCGCCUUUCCGGAGGAGGCAGGGAGCUCUGCGGCGGCCGCGGCAGCAGUAAAUGGCGUCAUGUGGAUCCGAGGCGGAACAGAGCAGUUGUUGUCCCAGAGGAUAUAUCGCAUCCGGUCCCAGCUCAUUGGCUCCGCGGGGCUACAUUCACUCACACUCCAGCGCCCGCCAGCGCUCCGAGCCGCAGGAG
Molecule: messenger RNA, 1091 nt
Organism: Piliocolobus tephrosceles (Ugandan red Colobus)
Lineage: Eukaryota; Metazoa; Chordata; Mammalia; Primates; Cercopithecidae
Product: DEAD-box ATP-dependent RNA helicase 52B-like
Exons: 2
Coding region: 561-953 (130 amino acids)
Source: RefSeq, a predicted model, not a curated record